AUGGAAAAUAAAAAAUCAUCAAUUGAUACGGAUUUACAAAUGACAAAACCAUUUGAUAUUGUUUCAAUAUGUUUACCAGUAUCCAAAAAACUUUUACAUCACUCAUAUACUGAAACAACAACUACAGAAAUAAAUAAUAAUAUAAUUUGUGCAGUUUGUGGAGAUAUUUCAAAUGGUAAACAUUAUGGAAUAUUAUCAUGUAAUGGUUGUAGUGGUUUUUUCAAACGAAGUAUUCGACGAAAAUUACUUUAUCAAUGUCAAACAAAGAGAGGUAAUUGUACUAUUGAUAAAAUUCAUCGUAAUCAAUGUCAAGCAUGUCGAUUUAAAAAAUGUUUACAAAUGGGAAUGUUAAAAGAAGCUGUACAAAGUGAACGUCAACGACGUAAUAAUGUUCAUUCAAUUGAUUAUCAUGAUAAAUAUAUUGAAAGAACAAUGGAUCAUUGCUCUUCUCGACAAACAAAUGAUUUAGUUAAUCAUAUCGAUGAUAUUGUUUAUACAACAUCAUCUCAAAUUCUUUUGAUGAUUAUCAAAUGGAUACGUAAUUUACCAACAUUUUCAAAUUUAUCUAUACAUGAUCAGUCAAUUUUAAUAGAAGAAUCUUGGUCAGAAUUAUUUCUUCUCUGGGCAAUACAAUGUUCUAUUUCAUUAGAUAAUGGAGGUCAUAGUGAGAAUGAUAAAUUAAUAAAUAAUAUUUUUCAAAUAUUUAAACAAUUAAAACUUGAUCCUAUUGAAUAUGCUUGUUUAAAAGCAAUUAUUCUAUUUCGAUUUGAUAUUCGAACAUUGAAUGAUGUUAAGCAAAUUGAAUAUUUACAAGAUCAAGCACAAAUAACAUUAGCUCAAUUUACACAAAUUUAUAAUCCAACACGUUUCGGUCGAUUACUUUUAACAUUACCAUUAUUUCGUAAUAUUUCAUCAAAAUUCAUUGAAAAAACAUAUUUUUCUCAUACAAUUGGUAAUACAUCGAUAUCAAAAUUACUUUUACAUAUGUUCAAGAAUUAA
This is a messenger RNA of Adineta steineri, 999 nucleotides long. The record is from the annotation of a GenBank genome assembly. Lineage: Eukaryota; Metazoa; Rotifera; Eurotatoria; Adinetida; Adinetidae.